AAGCCACCAUAUUCAUAUUCAACUUUGAUUGCACAGGCGGUAUGGUCGCGCCCCGACUCCAAGAUCACUCUAGCCGGCAUCUAUCAGUUUAUCAUGACCACCUACAAGUAUUACGACAUGGACGAUCCCAGUGGUUGGCAGAACAGCAUUCGACACAAUCUCUCGCUCAACAAGGCGUUUGUGCGCGUCGCACGUGGGCCCGAUGACCCUGGCAAGGGUGCCUUUUGGAGCAUUGACCCCUCACAUGCCGAGCAGCUUCGAUCUGGCCUCUAUCGUCGCCGAUCACGU
Monosiga brevicollis MX1 is the source of this 288-nucleotide messenger RNA. RefSeq lists its product as uncharacterized. The record is from RefSeq and is a predicted model, not a curated record. The transcript has 3 exons. Gene Ontology annotation, molecular function: DNA-binding transcription factor activity, RNA polymerase II-specific; RNA polymerase II cis-regulatory region sequence-specific DNA binding. NCBI's taxonomy places the organism in Eukaryota, Choanoflagellata, Craspedida, Salpingoecidae. Gene Ontology annotation, biological process: regulation of transcription by RNA polymerase II; cell differentiation; anatomical structure morphogenesis. The annotation marks the transcript as partial.